AUGGCGAACGUGAAGAUCAAGAAUCCAGACGCUGUCAUCUUCGACUACAAUACUAUUGUGAGCAAUGCCUUUGUUGAGAACCAGCUGAUGCCGUACUUUGAAACAGCACAUGAGGCCUACUUUGAUGCCAACUGGUCCAAAGAGGAGUGCCAGGCGGACCUGAAAGCGCUUGCUGCUGCAGCCGCUGAAGACGCCGCCGCGCCCAAGGUCGACCUGACUGCUCCGAAACAGGCGCAGAUUGACGCUGUCAACAACAUUAUCACCUUCAGUAAUUUGUUAACCAACAGUUUCCACGUCUGGUUCGAUGGCUACAAGCGCGGCAAAAUCACCACACCGGUCUACUCUGACGUUGCUGUGCACAUUCAGAAGUGGGCCACUGAGCUGAAACUCUACGUUCUCUCCAAUAGUUGGGCCGAAGCAUCCAGGAAGUUUUUGCAAAAGACCUCUAACGGCGACUUGAACGCUUUGAUUGUCAAGCAGUUUGACACUACCCUUGGCCAACUGACCUCGCCAGCCACGUACCAGAAUCUGAUUGCCAAAACCAAAGACCAGCCAGCCAACACUGUUUUUUUGACUAUGGGCAUCGAUGAGGCAAAAGCGGCAAAAGCGGCCGGUUUGCAGGUUGUCCUCGUGCUGACGCAUUCUGAAGAGGUGGACGCCAUCACCGACACGGUCAGCGACAUUCCCAUUGCUCGCAGCUUCACCCAAAUUGAGUUUGUUGUCAGCCAAGAUUUGCGCAAACAUUUGGUGGUCACAGAAGGAAACUCAGCCAGUAAUUCUAUUGCUGUCGCAUUGAAUCAAACUGGAACUGACUGUUAUGAUGUUUUUCCCAUUGGUGGACUGUUCUUAAAUGUCCGAAAUGAAAGUCAAAAAGUAGUGAACCAAGAUAAAUUUAUUGCACAGCUAAUGGAAAAA
This is a messenger RNA of Rhagoletis zephyria (snowberry fruit fly), 915 nucleotides long. The record is from RefSeq and is a predicted model, not a curated record. Lineage: Eukaryota; Metazoa; Arthropoda; Insecta; Diptera; Tephritidae.